GUCUUUCUUAUAGAUAGAUAAAUAAAAAAACAGAGAAAGAAGCCAUGCAAAUGAACGUUAUGUGAAACAAAAAUUCUAAAAAUUCCCAUUCAUGCGCUCAUUCAGAUCAAUAAUUUUACAGUCAUUCUUUGUUGUGAUUAAUCUGGUUGCUUUUAUGUUCCGAGCAGUUGUAGAUGAUUUAUUCCCAUAAUUCCUUGGAAAUGAUUUGGUUUUCUGCAUCCUCCCUUCAGUUUUCCUCUGUUUUCCCUUCUGUUUGAAUUUUAAUAGCCUGUUUUUCCUCUGAAGUAGUAAUGACUCCCGUGUUGGGAUUAAUGAAUCUCUAAGUUUGUUCCGGGAGUUAUCCAAAUGGAUUCUAAAGCACAGAGGAAGGCCUUGUUCAGGUCAAGGCUGAGGGAGACUUCACAAAAACGUGAAAAGCGCAUCGACUCUCCCCUUGUGAGGUAUAAUGAAGAUGAUCAACCAGUUUGCAGAGUUUGCAAUGUUGCUUUGAGAUCAGAUUCAUUGUGGCCAGCACACCAGGCUUCUAGAAAGCACCACGAGGCUAUUGAGAAUAUCAAGGCUACUGCUGCUAGGCAAAGUACGCCUGAUAAUUCACACCUUGAAAGGCAACAAAACUUUCCGGAAUCGCGGGCUGCAUCCACUCUUCCAGAUAAUUUUUUUGACAGUCAAGAUGCCAAAAAACAGAAGCAUGAUGUUAAAAAUAGUAGCGGAUCAGGCUCUAGUCGUUCAUCCGUGUCGAAGGAAGAGGACGAAAAUAUAACCGCCGGGAGCUCUGUUCAAUCCUCAAAACAGAUGAGUCACAAUGAUGUUAUGCAAGUUAGUGCAGUUCUUCCUGAGGGCUUACCUAACAAUGGGACAGAUGAAAAACAUAACUCCAAUCAGAAAAGUCAAGUUUCAAGGGAUUAUAAAAAUUUAGAAGUCAAAGAGGCAAGGGCAUUUCUUCCUAGUGGUUUUUUUGACAGAAUCGACUCAAAUAGUGUUGGCCAAGCUAAACAACUCAGCCAACAAUCAGAAAAGCCGGACAUAGUGCAACUCAAACAAGUUAAAGAAGCAUUACCUGAAGGUUUCUUUGAUAACAAGGAUGAAGAUUUGAGAGCACGUGGCAUAGAACCUGUUAAAGUUGAUAUCGAUGAUGCAUACAAAGAAUUCGAGAGAGAAAUCCAGGAGGACUUGCAGGAAGUGGAUGAUCGCUUGGAAGAGGAAGAGAUUGAUGCUGCUGAGGUCAGAGAGGAGAUCGAGUCCCUUGAAUACAAGGCAUAUAGGGAGAGAGUGGAAAUGGUGAAGAAGAAGCUGUUAGAGGCAAAGGAAUCACGCCUUGCCAGACUGCAGAGAAGUCCAGAAUUUAAGGCUAAGGACUCCAGCGAUGAUUCAUCAAGUGAUGAUGAGGUUGAUGAAGACUUUUCGGUGGAUUGGAGGGCUAAACGAUUUUGACUUGUGAGCCUUUGAAAUAAAUGCCACCUGCUACUUGUUCUUGCCUGAAGGUUGAAGAUGGUCCAGAUGGAUAUAUAUAUAUAUAUUAUCAGUAUUGACUGUGCAGCUCAAAUUUCAUUGACUGUUUUGGCCUCUCUUAUUUUUAAGAACUUUAGAGUCUACAGUCAGUAUAAAAUUUAUUGAAU
This is a messenger RNA of Dendrobium catenatum, 1616 nucleotides long. RefSeq names its product zinc finger protein 830. The transcript has 7 exons. Gene Ontology annotation, molecular function: zinc ion binding; nucleic acid binding. Gene Ontology annotation, biological process: nuclear DNA replication; mitotic DNA damage checkpoint signaling; mitotic DNA replication checkpoint signaling. The record is from RefSeq and is a predicted model, not a curated record. Gene Ontology annotation, cellular component: spliceosomal complex; nucleus. NCBI's taxonomy places the organism in Eukaryota, Viridiplantae, Streptophyta, Magnoliopsida, Asparagales, Orchidaceae. The coding region runs from base 346 to 1431 and encodes 361 amino acids.